CGUCACACUCCGACCAGCCCCGAGUGCGCAGCUCCUAAAAAACUGGAAGGCAGCUCAUCUCGAGCCUGGGCCGCUGCGCGCGCUGCGGUGCUGCCCGGGCGCUACCGGGGGGAUUUAGCUGCGCUCCCAGCGCGGAGUUUGUCUGGAGGCUGAAGAGGAGGAACCGUGAACGCGCAGCCAUUUAACCGCGAGGACACGAGACUCCGGAGGUGAUGGAGGAGAUAGAUGAAGCAUCCAGCACCCGGCUCUGCCCCUCUAAAGCCCCCCGCAGCCUGAUGAAGUGGAGGAAGAGGGUCAAGUCGGAGUACAUGAGGCUCAGGCAGCUCAAGCGCAUCCGCAAGGCUGAGGAGGUGAAGGCCCUGUUCCUGUCAAACAGGCAUAAGAUUGAGGGACGGACGGACCUGCUGAAUGAAGAGUGGUCAAAACUCAGAAUCCAGUCCAUUCCUUUCUCCACAUCGAGUGGAUCACUGCCAAACAAAAAGCAGUGCAUGGUGGAGUUCGGCUUCCCAUCCUUUCCCAACCAGGCAGUUGCCAUGCGACCCCUGACAACCGUUGCUGGGAUACCAUUCAUGUACUCCUGGUCCCCACUGCAGCAGAACUUCAUGGUGGAGGAUGAGACCUUUCUCCAUAAUAUCCCGUAUAUGGGUGAUGAGGUACUGGAGCAGGAUGAAGCUUUUCUAGAGGAGCUCAUUGAUAACUAUGAUGGGGUUCAUGGAGACAGAGAGGGAGGCUUCAUAAAUGACGAGAUCUUUAAGGAACUGGUGGAGGCCCUGAGCCAGUACUCAGACCAGGAUGAGGAGGAGGACAGCACGGAGGAGGAGGAGGAGCGAGUGACAAGAAGGAGUGCAGGAGAGAACGCUGAGGACAACAAGUCACUGUCCUUUAAGAGGAAGCGCAGAAGAGUACCUGAGGGAGGUGAAUUGCCUGCCACUAAGAAGUUCCCUCAUGAUAAGAUCUUCACUGCCAUUGCCUCCAUGUUCCCUUACAAAGGCACAACGGAGGAGCUGAAGGAGAAGUAUAAGGAUCUGUUAGAGCCUCCUAGUUCAGUGAAGCUUCCUCCACUCUGUACACCCAACAUGGACGGCCCCUUUGCCAAAUCUGUUCAGAGAGAGCAGAGCCUGCACUCCUUCCACACUCUCUUCUGCCGCCGCUGCUUCAAAUACGACUGUUUCCUUCACCCAUUCCACGCCACUCCUAACGUGUAUAAAAGGAAGAGUAAGGAGAUCCGAAUGCAGACAGAGCCAUGUGGAUUAGACUGCUUUCUGCUGCAGAAAGGAGCUAAAGAGUUUGCAGAUCAGUACAUGCUGAGGUCCCAGAGAUCUCGUCGGCGACGGCGUCAUCCCCGCCCCUCCAGCUCCACUGGCCCCUCCCCUUCAGGUUCAGCUGAGGAGGGAAAAGAUGGAGACAGUGACCAUGAGACCACCAGUUCCUCAGAGGGAAACUCUCAGUGUCCCACCCCCACCAAACUGAAACAGAGUGAUGAGCAGGUGGAGGAUAGUCAGCCUCCUCUGCAGUGGAGCGGCGCAGACGAGAGCCUCUUCAGGGUCCUACACGGCACGUACUACAACAACUUCUGCUCUAUAGCACGACUCAUAGGCACCAAGACCUGCAAACAGGUAUAUGAGUUUGCCAAGAAGGAGGUUCUUAUUCAUCGUGUUCCUCUGGAGGAUGGAGGGAUCUCACCUCAGAAAAAGAAAAGAAAGAACAGGUUAUGGGCCAAAAUCCAGCUGAAGAAAGAUAAUUCGUCCAAUCAGGUGUACAACUACCAACCAUGUGACCAUCCAGAGCACCCGUGUGACAGCUCCUGCCCAUGUGUGAUGACCCAAAACUUCUGUGAGAAAUUCUGCCAGUGUGAUCAAGAGUGUCAGAACCGGUUCCCAGGCUGUCGCUGUAAGACUCAGUGUAACACCAAACAGUGUCCGUGUUACCUGGCAGUACGGGAGUGUGACCCUGACCUCUGUAUGACCUGUGGAGCUUCAGAUCGCUGGGACAGCAAACAGGUGUCCUGCAAAAACUGCAGCAUCCAGAGAGGACUGAAAAAGCACCUCCUCCUGGCCCCAUCUGAUGUAGCAGGUUGGGGAACAUUCAUCAAGGAACCCGUCCAGAAGAACGAGUUCAUCUCAGAGUACUGUGGAGAGCUUAUUUCCCAGGAUGAGGCAGACAGAAGAGGUCGGAUCUACGACAAGUAUAUGUCCAGCUUUCUGUUCAACCUGAACAACGACUUUGUUGUGGACGCCACUAGAAAAGGGAACAAGAUUCGCUUCGCCAACCACUCUGUCAAUCCCAACUGUUACGCAAAAGUUGUGAUGGUGAACGGGGACCACCGCAUCGGAAUCUUUGCCAAACGGGCCAUACAGCAAGGGGAGGAGCUCUUUUUUGACUACAGUUCCUUCCUAGGUACAGCCAGGCUGAUGCCCUGAAAUACGUGGGUAUAGAGAGGGAGAUUGACGUCGUGUGACUUUACCCCUUCCACCUGGCAAUGCUGUUACUGCUACUACUUACAACGCGACUCUCUUCGCUCAAGACUGCGGCUCUAAUGUGGGCACUGUGGAUCCGUUUCUGCUCACAGAAAAGGAUUCUGUGAUGUCAUUUUUAAUAUGAUAUCACAGAGUUGUCCUGCAGCUUCACAACUCGAGGGUAACAUGCUCUUUCUGGUCAUGAACUUGAGGUCAAUCAGAUAGUCUGAACUAGCAGGUUUCUUGGUGUAAAAGGAAUCAGUGGACUGAGGAUUAUUGUAGCCUGCUUGAUUUCAGCCUGAGAAAAAUAACCUCAGAUAACAGCAUCACUUUCAGUACCGUCUUUCAGUCUGACAUCAUCUUGGGUCAAACGAAGCUACCUGCUAGUUCAGACCAUUUGUGGCCAAUUGCUCUAGUUCUUCACAUUGUGGUAGACUCUGUACACAAGCUUAUCAACCAUACACAGUUCUUGCAUCCUUAUAUACUUAAUAUAACACAAAACUAAAAGAAACGUUUUUAAGUUGGUUCAUUCAGGCACGAAAGCCUAGAUCAUUCUUUCAGUUGAGUUACAUGUUAACCGAUAGUAUUCAGUCGUCUUCAGUGUAUUUUCAUUGCUGAACGACCUUCACUUUUGACAAAACCUGCAAUAAUAUUGUCUUAAACUAUACUGUAGUGUACUGUGAUGUUAGCCUGUUACUGUAAUCUGCAAUGUUCUGCUGUUUUCCAAGCCUGUUCGUUACCUUUGCUUGCCUUGACAUUCGUUUUUAGCCGUAGCCAGGCAAGCAAAUGACCUCUGUUACUCCGCAGUCUCAUACUGGCUAAGCUAAUCUUUCUCUAGCCUGGAUCCUCUUCUGUUCCAGUUGUAAGCUGCUCGGCUGCUGCUAACUAUGUAGCACAAAAAAAUAAUGACUAUUUGUAAGAGAUAAGCGUUCAAAGCUAGUGUCGCGCUAAAUGGCAGGUAUCCUUCCUUUCAAUGUCUGCUUAAAUUGUGGAAUAGGUCCAAUGGCAAAGUUCUGCAACACAAAACAAAAGAAGUAACCAUACAAACCGACAGACUGAAUGUGAAAUUUGAGCUUGAGAGAGAGUCUUUUGAAGCAAAGAAACGUGGGAGAUUCCUACUUAGGGCUUUUUUAAGGGUUUACAAAAAUUGAGAGUGGGUUCCGCUGUCAUUUGUCCCUUUUAUAUGUUAAAAUAAAAGAGCAAAACCAAACUACAGCCACCAUAGUGACUAAAAAAAUGCCCUGAAGUUAUAUUUGCACUUAGCAUGGUCUUCAGGAAAGGUUUGAGGAGGCAUGGUAAUGCUAACACAUUUAAGCACAUUCUAGAUUCUGUAACAUUAAAGAAAGCAUACUAAUACAAGAUUAUUCUUAUAUUGCUAGAUCAUAUAGGCCUCAUACUUACUUCCAAGAUGUAUUAACCACAUAUGGCCAGAAAAUUAGCAUAAUUUAUUGUGUUUAUUACGAUAUUAAUUUAUUGCUAUAUUAUCAACCACACAUUAUCUUUAAAAUAUAUAUUUUGCAUGAUGGACAUCAUUGAUGUAAUCCUGGGUUAUGUUCACCCUCAUUCCUCUAGCUGAAUUUGCCUCCUGAAAUCUUGCCUGAAGAAACAUUUAUUUGCUGUUUGUUAUUGGGAGAUUCAUUAGCCUUCAGUACUGUUAUCAUGCUGAAUGCCUUGUUGUCUAAUUCCACACUAUGACACACGGGAUUAAAAUACUCUUUACAUGCA
Molecule: messenger RNA, 4181 nt
Organism: Pygocentrus nattereri (red-bellied piranha)
Lineage: Eukaryota; Metazoa; Chordata; Actinopteri; Characiformes; Serrasalmidae
Gene: ezh1
Product: enhancer of zeste 1 polycomb repressive complex 2 subunit
Exons: 20
Coding region: 213-2420 (735 amino acids)
Biological process (GO): chromatin remodeling
Molecular function (GO): protein binding; histone H3K27 methyltransferase activity
Source: RefSeq, a predicted model, not a curated record